UAGCGACCGACGGUGCAUGCGCAGUGUGGGUGCUGCAGCUGCAGGGUGGCGGUGGUAAUUUGGAUUCCGCAAUCGGAGAGAAAUGGCCAAGUUUUGGAGGGAUAUUAGAAGAACAGGAUUUGAAGGUGGGAAACUCAAACCAAACAUCAGAUCAAAACCUGACAGAGUCACUCGAUUCAACAGAACCUGAAAGUAUGUUUCUCUGUGGAAAAAGGGUAUUAGAAAGGGAGGAUUUGCAGUUGGGAAACUCAAACCAGACAUCAGCUCAGGACCUGACUGAGUCACCCAAUUUAUCGUAACCUGAAUACCAUCAGAUUUUGAACAUGGAAGGAAAAAACAUCAUUCACAGUGGGGAGAAACCGUACGCGUGUUCUGUGUCUGGCCUGUCAGAACAUAAGCGCAGUCACAACAGGGAGAAAUCGUGGAAGUGUACGGAUUGUGGGAAGGGAUUCUAUUACCCUUCAGAGCUGGAAACUCAUCGACGCAGUCACACUGGGGAGAGGCCAUUCACUUGCUCCCAAUGUGGGAAAGGAUUCACUCAGUUAUCCAACCAGCUGAUACACCAGCGAGUUCACACUGACGAGAAACCUUUUAAAUGUCCAGACUGCAGGAAGUGCUAUAACAGUUCCAGUGAACUGAUGUACCAUCAACGUGUUCACACAGACCAGAGGAGAUUCAAGUGCUCUCAGUGCGGGAGUAGGUUCAGGUGGUCAUCUGACCUCACUAAACACCAGCGAAUUCACACUGGGGAGAGACCGUUCACCUGCUCCGAAUGUGGGAAGGGAUUCACUCAGUCAUCCAGCCUGCUGACACACCAGCGAGUUCACACUGACGGGAGACCUUUUAAAUGUCCAGACUGUGGGAAGGGCUAUAAAAGUUCCGGGAACCUGAUGUCCCAUCAACGUGUUCACACUGACAAGAGACCUUUCAAAUGCUCUCACUGUGGGACUGGUUUCAAGCAUUCAUCUGACCUCACUGUACACCAGCACACUCACACUGGGGAGAGACCUUUUAAAUGUCCAGACUGUGGGAAGGGCUACAAAAGUUCCUGGAACCUGAUGCCCCAUCAGCGUAUUCACACUGAUGAGAAACCGUUCAGGUGCUCUCACUGUGGGGCUGGGUUCAAACAUUCAUCUGACUCACUAAACACCAGUGCACUCAAAGUGGGGAGAGACCUGCUCCGAGUGUGGAAAGGGAUUCACUCAGUCAUCCACCCUGUUGAAACACCAGCGAGUUCACAAUGACAAGAGACAUUUUAAUUGCCCAGAGUGUGGGGAGUGCUUUAAGGGUUCCCGGGAACUAUUUCACACCGAUGAGACACCGCUCAGGUUCUCUCACUGUGGGCAUGAGGUAAUCAUCUCAACUCAGUGUCCGCUGGCAACUUCAUACUGGGGAGUGACUAUUCACCUCAUCUAAGUGUGGUUAAAGAUUCACUCAGUCAUCCUACCUGCUGACACUGCAAUGAGCUCACAAGUAACCACACUGAUUGGAUUUUACUCACAUCCAGGACUGAAUGAUUUUCUCUGGGGUCUGUUUCUGCUGAUGUUAAUAAACUCCAGCCCAGUUAGAGGGGUUAAUAUUGAUGAUUAAAGUGAAGUAAAUUAACUUUGUGUUAAAAGCAA
Messenger RNA from Carcharodon carcharias (great white shark), 1622 nucleotides. Its product is annotated as zinc finger protein 239-like. Gene Ontology annotation, biological process: regulation of transcription by RNA polymerase II. The record is from RefSeq and is a predicted model, not a curated record. Bases 324 to 1244 code for a protein of 306 amino acids. The transcript has 3 exons. Gene Ontology annotation, molecular function: DNA-binding transcription factor activity; RNA polymerase II cis-regulatory region sequence-specific DNA binding. NCBI's taxonomy places the organism in Eukaryota, Metazoa, Chordata, Chondrichthyes, Lamniformes, Lamnidae.